Molecule: messenger RNA, 1243 nt
Organism: Rhipicephalus microplus (southern cattle tick)
Lineage: Eukaryota; Metazoa; Arthropoda; Arachnida; Ixodida; Ixodidae
Source: RefSeq, a predicted model, not a curated record
UGGAAACUGGCGACUUGCCCCAGAACUGGGCUUGACGUUAUGGGUUGGUGACAGCAGAGCACCGAGUGACGAAGUCCUCUUACGCAUUCGUUUCGUCUCUGCUUCAAGCGAUGCGCUUUUAGCUGCUUUGCCACGCUGUACUGAAAGGAGGCCAGACCGUCUCGAGCGGACACACCACAGCCUCUCCUUGCAGACGCAUUGAAGGGAAGGUCGGGGCACUUGAAAAACUAAGCGAGCAGUUGCCCACAGCAAUGUCGUAACCCACGAUGAGUACCAUGAAGUGCGUCUGUCAGGAGUGCGGCUGUGUGUGUGAAAGCUGUGUGAGCGGCAGCAACAGCCUGCACCUUCAUCAGGAGAUCGAGGCUCUGAAGCGGCAGUUAUUGGAGCGAGAUUGUCACAUUGUCCGCAUGGAGACGCAGGUGUUAGAGGGUCCCCCGCAAGGCAGGCCCCCGGAGCCUCUGCAGCCCAACGCCCCCUGCCGCCAGGAAGCCUGCCAAGACAGGUGGCAGAGGCUUCAAGAUGGCUACCGCAAGCUCCAGAAGGUGAACCAGGGCCUGGAAGACAAGUUGUUACGGGUGGUCGACCGGUGCGAGACGGAAAAGAAUGCGCUGAGCCGUGACCUCCAGGAGCUGACGACGCGACUCGUUGAUGCACAGCUGGCGCUGGCGCAGCUACGUGAGGAGAACGAGCAGUACCGGAACGAUUGCAACGUGGCAGUGCAGCUGUUACAAUGCAAGCCUUCCAGCUUUGUAGCUUCCAAGUACAGCACGCUUCCCAAUGAGCUUCAGGAAAAGGUUCGAAGCCACUUGGGUAGCCGGUCGCAGCGAACUCCUCCGGAGGCACGGGUUAUCCGGGUGCCCAUGCCCACAUUCCCACCCACUGCCAUGGUGUACUCGGUGUCGCCAGAGGAGACGACACCCCCGCAGCAGCAGGACGGCAACGGCCCCCUCCCCGACUACAUCAGUGCAGCUGUCAUGGCCAAGGUACUGGAAGAGCGUGCCCGCGAGCGGCGACGGUCUCAUCCUUCCAAGGGAACCCAGGCGUCUUUGUGUUGCAGUCGAUCCUCCAGUCAACAUUGCGCGGGUGAUAGCAGUGCCAUACAGCGCACCACAGAGACACUCAUUUGAAAAACAGCUUUCCAAUACCAAACCAUGCAAAAAGGGGAAAAAAAAUAAUCCUGUGUUGACACUAGUAUUAUGCUAUUUAUUUGCCAGAAUAAAACUGCACGGAGCCUUUACUGUGA